Molecule: messenger RNA, 1536 nt
Organism: Daktulosphaira vitifoliae (grape phylloxera)
Lineage: Eukaryota; Metazoa; Arthropoda; Insecta; Hemiptera; Phylloxeridae
Exons: 2
Coding region: 388-1536 (382 amino acids)
Source: RefSeq, a predicted model, not a curated record
UAAAGAGUAGCUAAAGUGGAAUAAUAAUAAUAAUUUAACUCUAUUUUAUUGAUAAGUUUUCGUAGGGAAAUAUUUCGAAAUUUUCAUAUUUCCAAAAUAGAAAUGCGCUAUUUUGUAUAUUUUAUUAUGUUUCUUUUUUUUAUUUAUGAUUAUUGCUUUUUUAAAUGGAAACGUAAUAUUAAAAAAAAGUAUGGGAAAACGUUUAAACUUUUUUGUAUAAAAGAAUGAUUUUUCUACUGAUGAGAUCAAUUUGGUUUUCAUAUUCCAUCGAAUCAUUUGGACACUAAAUAUCUACUGAACAUAAUUCAAAAUCUAUUGAACAUCAAAGCUGAACAUUGUUGUUGUUGCAUCUCUUUCGCAUUAUAUAAAAAAAAAAAAAUUUUAAAAAUGAAUCAUUUACAAACAUUAUGUGGAUGUGGAAUGAGUUUUCCAAAUACACAACUACUUAUGCAACACUGUUCAAUCAAUAAAAAUCACAGACCUUCGAUACUACAUUAUACAUCUAGUGUCCCCAUCGAUAAACGAACAUUAAGCAAUAAUACUUUUAAAAAUAAUAGACUGACUAAGAGGCAAAGAAUGAAUAUGUGUACAAUAACACCAUCUACAAGUGGUGCUGGUGUUGGUUUGGUUAAUGACGGUUUAAUACAAAAUAAUGGUUUUGUAAAAGUGAACUCGGCUUUCGAAGAUAGAGUUCAAAUAUUUUUUAUUAAAAACAAUUCCGAUAUUGAUAAUAUUACAGAGUAUAUAGAUUAUAUUCAGGAUGAUAUAAAACAAUUAUUGAAGGACGUUACAUCAUCUUGUAUAAUUAAAUUUAAUGUUGUGUUGGAAACAACUUAUUACCAUAGUGUUCACGAUGAAGUCAAAGACGUUGCGUUUAAAACAAGUAACAAGAGAAUAGAUAACAAUACAGACUUUUCUAAAAUAAUUGAAUCGAUGGUUUUAAAACUUGAAGACGAAAAAGAUAAAAUGGAAAUCAAAAACUCUGGUUGGUCAUUAAUGUUUGUCGAUGGUCUUCAAAUACGUGUACAUAAAUACAAUCCUUUAACUGGUGGCAACUAUAUUAAAUUACCGUCUUCCAUCGACAAUAGAAAAGCUGUAAUAAAUGUUCAGAAUUACAACGAUAACAUGUGUUUUAAAUGGGCUGUAUUAAGUAAAUACAUAACUGGUAAAAAAAACCAUCAACGUUUAGAUUGUCAUUACACUCUUGUUGAGCGUGAAAAAAAUUUUAAUUUUUAUAAUAUUGAUUUUCCAACACCAAUUAAUCAAAUUUCUCGCUUCGAACGUAACAACCCGACAUUGUCAAUAAAUGUUUUUGCUUUAGAUUCAAAAAACACGGUGUUUCCCCUCCGGCUGACAAAAUCACGAGAUAAAAAUAUUGAACAUAUUGAUUUAUUAUUUUUGAAGGAUAGUGAUGAUAACAGUCAUUAUUGUUACAUCAAAAACUUUUCACGUCUCGUGACAAAACAACGUAGUAAAAGAAAACAACGUGAAUACUACUGUAAAAGAUGUUUGGCCGUGUACACUGAAACUCCAUGA